UUACAACUAUCAAAUGGGGAUGAUACGAAUCCUCCUUCAAUAAGUGUAGAAAAAGAAAAGAAAAGGCCACCACUAUUUCUUUCCGUGUGUUCAGUUUCCUCUCAUCAUCACCAUGGCUUCAAGCACAGCUGAAGAAAUAGCCCAUGAUUUUCCACCAUUCAUUCGAGUUCACAGAGAUGGCAGAGUAGAAAGAUUCAUGGGAAACGAUGUUGUCCCUCCUUCAAUCAAUCCCGACACCGGUGUCCAAUCCAAAGAUGUCGUAAUUGAUCCAGAGACUGGCUUAUCUGCGAGGCUCUACAUCCCCAAAACCCUCAACCCACAUCACAAACUCCCUCUUCUUGUCUACUUUCAUGGCGGUGGCUUCUGCCUGGAAACCGCCUUCUCUCCCACAUACCAUAACUAUCUCAAUUCACUUGUGGCCGAAGUCAACAUCGUUGUCGUCUCUGUUGAUUACAGAAGAGCCCCUGAGCACCUUCUUCCAAUCCCGUACGAAGAUUCUUGGGCCGCUGUCAAGUGGGUUGCUUCUCACUCGACCGCUAAUGGUGGUGAGGUAUGGCUAAAGGAGUACGUUGAUUUUGAUCGGGUUUUCUUUGCUGGAGAUAGCGCAGGUGGUAACAUAGCACACAACAUGGCAAUUCGGGUCGGGUCGGAUGGGCUGGAUGGUGUGAAGCUUGUUGGGAUGGUUUUAAUCCAUCCAUAUUUCGGAGGGAAGGACCUGGUUGGAUCUGAAGUUGCUGACGGUAACAUCAAUGGGAAAGCGGUUGCUGAUAAAUUCUGGCUCUUUGUGUAUCCAUCGUCUAGCGGGUCUGAUGACCCGUUAUUCAACCCAGUUGUGGAUCCGAAGUUUUCGAGCAUGGUUUGUGAUAAGGUGUUGGUAUGUGUAGCUGAGAAAGAUUUUUUGAAGGAUAGGGGAUGGUAUUACAAGGAAUUGGAGAAGAGCGGGUAGGGAGGGGUGGUGGAGAUUGUGGAGUCUGCAGGGGAGGACCAUGUGUUCCACUUGUUUAAUCCGACUUGUGACAAUGCUGUGGCUAUGCUCAAACGAGUGGCUUGUUUCUUGAAUGAAAACAAUGCCUAGUUCUUUGUGUUGUGCAUUGUUGUAUUUUUUUUAAUGUAAUGUCGUUGCAUCUAUCAAAUGCUUUGCUUUUCUUGCAAAAUUUGAUUAAAUAAUGAAUAAAUCAAUGAGCAAUGCAAGGUAUCAUAAAAAAAAUUUCAUGAAAAUGAUCAUAAAAGAUUUAUGAUUCUUAAAUUACACUUAAAAUAAAGUACCAGACACUAAUCAAAGUAAUUUAAAGGUCACAAAUCUUUCAUGAUCAUUUUCAUAAAAAAAAUUUCAUGAUCCCUACCUUUUCUC
Messenger RNA from Camellia sinensis, 1351 nucleotides. Its product is annotated as putative carboxylesterase 12. Lineage: Eukaryota; Viridiplantae; Streptophyta; Magnoliopsida; Ericales; Theaceae. The record is from RefSeq and is a predicted model, not a curated record. Gene Ontology annotation, molecular function: hydrolase activity.